CGCACCGCGUCUCCACACUUACGUUGUAUAUAAGAGUGGCGACAGGCAAUGAACGACAGACUCGCAUUCAAGUCUUCAACAUAGAACAACAUGGGCAAGACUGUGUUCUUCGUGCUGUCUGUGCUGGUGCUGGUGGCCGCCGCCCUGGCAGACCCCAACCCAGAGCCUGAGCCUGAGCCUGGAUACAUCAGCCGUGGCUAUGGCGGAUAUGGCGGAUUUGGUGGAUUCAGAGGAGGCUUCGGUGGCUACAGAGGCGGAUAUGGCGGCUAUGGUGGUGGCUAUGGCGGCUACAGGGGCGGCUAUGGUGGCUACAGCGGCGGUUAUGGUGGAUACAACUAUUACGGUUAACUUCAGCGUCUCCGCGGAAACAAGAGACAACGUCCUCGGUUAUGUUAAUGACCACAAACCAAUGAUCAUACUUCAAACCUGUUUUGCAACAAUAAACUCAUCCAAAUUUCA
Molecule: messenger RNA, 459 nt
Organism: Portunus trituberculatus (swimming crab)
Lineage: Eukaryota; Metazoa; Arthropoda; Malacostraca; Decapoda; Portunidae
Product: nucleolar protein 3-like
Exons: 3
Coding region: 91-348 (85 amino acids)
Source: RefSeq, a predicted model, not a curated record